Molecule: messenger RNA, 5844 nt
Organism: Lemur catta (Ring-tailed lemur)
Lineage: Eukaryota; Metazoa; Chordata; Mammalia; Primates; Lemuridae
Gene: DCP1A
Product: decapping mRNA 1A
Exons: 10
Coding region: 109-1926 (605 amino acids)
Biological process (GO): deadenylation-dependent decapping of nuclear-transcribed mRNA; deadenylation-independent decapping of nuclear-transcribed mRNA; positive regulation of catalytic activity
Cellular component (GO): P-body
Molecular function (GO): enzyme activator activity; mRNA binding
Source: RefSeq, a predicted model, not a curated record
AGAGGAGGAAGUCGACGGGACUGACGCGGCUGGGGGAACUUUGCCUCGAUGGCACUUUCCUGUCCGUGACUCCGCCCCCGCCAGAGGGGCUCGGCUCCGGGAUUCAAGAUGGAGUCGCUGAGUAGAGCUGGGCAGGAGAUGAGCCUAGCGGCCCUGAAGCAACAUGACCCCUACAUCACCAGCAUCGCAGACCUCACGGGCCAGGUCGCUCUGUACACCUUCUGCCCCAAGGCCAACCAGUGGGAGAAGACUGAUAUAGAAGGGACCUUAUUUGUAUAUCGAAGGUCAGCUUCACCUUACCAUGGUUUUACCAUUGUGAAUCGACUAAAUAUGCACAAUCUAGUUGAACCAGUGAAUAAAGAUUUGGAAUUUCAGCUCCAUGAACCAUUUCUUCUCUAUAGAAAUGCAAGCUUGUCAAUAUACAGUAUCUGGUUUUAUGACAAGAAUGACUGUCACCGCAUAGCAAAACUCAUGGCUGAUGUGGUAGAAGAGGAGACACGGAGAUCCCAGCAAGCUGCUCGGGAUAAACAGAGCCCCAGCCAGGCCAACGGCUGCAACGAUCACAGGCCCAUCGACAUCCUGGAGAUGCUGAGCAGAGCCAAGGAUGAGUACGAGAGGAAUCAGAUGGGCGACUCAAAUAUCUCUAGCCCUGGGUUACAGCCAAGCACUCAGCUCUCCAAUCUGGGAAGCACCGAGACACUAGAAGAGACGCCCUCCGGGUCACAAGAUAAGUCCGCUCCAUCUGGACACAAACAUCUGACUGUGGAAGAGUUAUUUGGAACCUCUUUGCCAAAGGAACAGCCAGCAGUUGUGGGUCUGGAUUCAGAAGAAGUGGAGAGGCUGCCAGGAGAUGCCUCCCAGAAAGAGCCCAGCUCGUUCCUCCCAUUACCCUUUGAGCAGUCAGGUGGAGCCCCUCAAUCAGAAAACCUGGGUGUCCUUUCUGCUGCCCACCACUCAGUCCAACCUGAAGUCACCACCCCGGUGCUAAUCACUCCAGCCGCCAUCACACAAACUAGUGAAAAGCAUGCCCCAAGCUACACAAUCCCUUUGAGCCCUGUGCUGAGCCCCACUCUGCCCGCUGAAGCUCCUGCUGCACAGGUUCCCCCGAGCUUACCUCGAAACAGCACCAUGAUGCAAGCAGUGAAGACCACACCUAGACAGAGGUCUCCACUCCUGAACCAGCCAGUCCCUGAUCUAAGCCACGCCAGUCUGAUUGCCAACCAGAGCCCCUUCAGGGCCCCACUGAGCAUGACGAACACAGCUGGCACAUCCCUCCCAAGCGUUGAUCUUCUCCAGAAACUCAGGUUGACCCCACAGCAUGACCAAAUACAAACACAGCCACUUGGGAAAGGUGCAGUGGUACCCAGCUUUUCUUCAGCAUCUGGCCAGCUGGCCACACCUGAGAGCUUCAUAGAGCCUCCCUCUAAGACAGCAGCAGCAAGAGCAGCGGCCUCAGCCUCCCUGAGCAACAUGGUGCUUGCUCCCUUUCAGUCUAUGCAGCAAAACCAGGAUCCUGAAGUAUUUGUCCAGCCUAAGGUGUUAUCCACUGCCAUCCCGAGGUUGCCUGCGCUGGGCCCGGUGCCAGCUUCUGCACUUGGGUGCAGGAUGACCACUGUUCCCUGUCAGGUUGCAGGCCCCUCACUAGCCACUGCAGCGACCACCGCGGUGUCUUCAGUCCUGCUGUCUCCAAGUGUUUUCCAGCAGACGUUUGCAAGGUCCUCAGACCUUGAGAGGAAAGCAAGCUCCCCUUCUCCUCUAACUAUUGGAACACCAGAAAAUCAGAGAAAGCCUUCCAUUGUUCUCAGCAAGUCCCAGCUCCAGGAUACAUUAAUACAUCUAAUAAAGAAUGAUUCCAGCUUCCUCAGUACACUUCAUGAAGUCUACUUGCAGGUUCUAACCAAGAACAAAGACAACCACAACCUAUGACUGGAACAGAAUAAAUCUGAAGGCAGACACAAAUAGGCUUCAUCAUGGAAACUUCUAAACAGAACGUUGAGUUUUGAGAAUCCUGAAAUCAAGCCUAUGAGAAAGAGACUCAUUCCAUAAGAAUGUUUUCCAAGUAACAUUCUCAGUGAUAAAGGAGGUUUCACUGUGAAGCAUCACCAGCAAACCUUUGUUUUGACAAAAAAAAAGAAAAAAAAGAUCAUUGUGUUGAGUUAUGUGGGUGUUUUCAUCAGCUGUAAGCAAGUAUGUGAAAUAAGGAGUCUCUCAGCUUGCUUUCACUUUCAAGGACAUAGGAGGAGUAGUCACCAGCUUUACUGCAGCCGCAGCCCAGCCCAGCCCACGCCCCUUCCCCUAACCCUGCCUCGAGAAACUUGGGCAUUAGGCUGAUAGUUAAGUUCUGAACAGAGGAGAAGUCAGCUGUGCAAAGUAGCUUUUAAAGAUCAGAGUUUUAAGGAUCUGAGUUUAAGUUGGUAAAUUAGGAAUUAUUUGUUCAAGUGAAGUAUAUUUGUUAUGAAUGCCCUAUUUGGGCCUUUAAAGUUCUGAAAUGUCUUAAUAGCAUUUUGUCCCCAGUGCUGCCUUGCAGCGCACUCCCAGCGCAGCACUAAUGUUUGAACAGAGUGCCGGCAGGCUCUAGCGGUGGGGGAGCAGGCAUGGCACACCUCUGAAGCAAAGGCUGGGGCUGGUAACACCCAGAUCCUAUCAGAUCUUCAUUAUAAGUUAAGCUCUCCAGUGAUUUUGAAAAUGUGUGUGAAGCACAGCUUUAUUUUCCUUUUCUGUCUAAACACAGUUAGAAAUCAUUGUUGAUUGUUUUCCUUAACACUUAGACAAAAGGACCAGUGAACCAUCUGUCUAAGCCAUCCUGGUUCCAUUCCUUGAGUGUACCAAGAAUAGUUUUAAAGCUAUGCAGAAAAGGGAGCUGUUAUUCACACUGCCCUUACUUUGUUGUAGAUUAUGGAGUUGAAAAGAAAGUAUGAGAUUCAGAACUUUACCAGUAUAUUCCUAGGCUGUGAGUAUUUUCCCAGCCCAAAGUGUGAAAAUAUGUAAAGAUGCUUUGUUAUGCUGCUAUUGAUCUGCCAUGAUUUGUAUUUAUUCUUUUAUGGCAUGUAAUGGUGUUUAGUAAUAUUUUAAUGUAGAUUUGAUUUAUUUCAGCAAUAGUAAUUUUAAGAUAUUCUUUGAAUGAAAGUGUCUUUGUUUCUAUAAUACAGGUCAUUUUGUAGUAUUUAACCAAUUAAGAUGCACUGCUUACUUUUCUGAGCACUAUUUAAUGAUGGGAUAAAAACCCAAUUGGCUCAACCAGCUAGCAUAAGGAUUAGCUGCGAAUAAUGCUGACAGAUGUGAUGGUUCCUUGGGAACAAUCAUUUAAGCUUUAAUGGUAACUCAAUCAUAAGUCUAUAGAUUUUUUUUCUAGCUGAAAUUUUAGAAAAUUAUUUGUGAAUUAUAUACUUGUUUUAGUUGGUCUUAGUUUUUUAGCAAUACUUUGAUUGGCUUUUGUUAAUCUAAACAUGCUUCCUGGACAACAUUUCUGCUUCUCCAUUAAGUGUCUUCUCUUGCUGUCUACCUAGUUAUGUGUGAAUUAUGCAGAAUUCAGGGAAGCUUUUAAGUUUUCAUGCUCAAUUAGGAAUAGUUUGUUUUCAAAGAUAGUGUGUAAAUUCAGCAACCAAAAAUGAAUUGCUUGUGCAUCAUAUGGGAAAUAGGAAGUUAUAGUAAGAAACACAGUGUCACUGACACUAGGAGAUGGUGUUCAGGGAGCCACGUGACUGUUCUCAUAAAAUGGAUGUGUCAGGAGAUUUGAUCACACCCCAGGUGUAGUCUCAGUGGGCUUUGGUAGAUGACGAAUCAAGGGAUUUCUGUUAUAAUGGAAAUUUGAAUUUAAAUAAUGCUUUUGAGUAUGUGUAAUAUUAUGAGAGGUUUAAGAGAGAGUAUCCUAAAGAGGGUCUGUAAUCCAAUCUGUUAAUGUUCACAUUUAAUGCUAGGAAUGAAUGUGAUAGUAAAGAGGAUCUAUGAUAAGGCUUCCCUAGUGUGAGAGUAAACUUUUAAGUGCCCAAGUCAUGGAGACUUGAAAAGAGUAAACCUGUUUCAACUCCCAAAUUUAUAUAUUCAAAGCAUUUACUUAAAAUUCAGAAGCCAGAAAUUCACAAUCAUGAUUGCCAGGAAGUUUGGGCCAAAAUGAGUCCAUGGAGAAGCCAGGCCAAGUCUGGAUGGUUACAGUUGGAUGACCCUGGCCGAAAAGUCACAGUUCCGUUGCCUUACUCCUCAUUCAGGCUUACUAUCCAGAACCUCGUGCUAGCUUAGGUUGCAUGUUUACAUUGCUGCAGUGUCUUUGCUGGAACCUUAGUUGAAUCACAGUGGACACCAAGAUGGAGACACUUCUUGCUAGAUUUUGCAGAACCCCCAGGAGACCUGCAUUUAAACCACUCUGUCCAUGUGUGUGCCUACCCCUACCCCGAAGGUCCAAGUGUAGGCUCAGAGGAGCAGCCCAGAGCUUGCAAGAGGAGGUGUGUCUGGGGUGUCACUGGUGGGUGGUGCUGCUCUUCUUGUCGUAGUUAAUGUGAUGUCUUUGAAUGGACUCUCACACCUCCCAGACAGCCCUGUUCCUUUUAGGCAGAAGCUCCUCUUCCUUGCACAUCUCUCCUGGGAUCUGUGAGGUGUGAGAGUUGGCCUACUUGACUGAAUUCUAAGUUUUCAAGUGGCUGUCAGUGUCAGAAGCAUUUCAUGCUGUCUGUGAGUGGAAUGUCCACAGCCCACCUUUGAAGGCUUAGGCAUAGCCAUCAGAGACGGGUGUUUUGUGAAGAACCCAAGUCAGUCUGGGUCCUUCUCUACAGGAGGAUGCGCAGGCUUUGUUUAGAAUAUGUCUGGCCCGAUUUUGCAUGUCAAGCAUUUGUUCUUUUUCUGGCCCAUGUUUUCCUGUAGAAAUUAUAAACCCCAUCAAAUCCACUACUAGGUAAAUAUUUUUAAACCAUGCAGCUUUAUUACUCUCCUCCCCCAAAGAAUGUAGUUUGAAAUUUUCUCAUUCUGGUAGUAGAGGCCCUAACUGCCAUUGUAUUACUAAUAAUGCAACAUGAAAUUGAAGGUGCCUAACUGCUUAAAACACAAAAUCAGCCAUCAUACUGUAACUGAGAGGAAUGAGAGGUGGCACAGGCACGAGUGGGCUCAGCCCGAGUGAGUGAAGAGAACUGAGGAAUCCCAGGCACGAGUCCUGCGUCCUUGCUGCGCACACUCUGCAGAGCACGUGUUUCUUUCUCGCCGACCUUUGGUUUUCUCCAGCUGUGUUCAGUGUACCUUCUGGAACCAGCAGAGCCCUGUGUUUUCAAGUGUCUGUAAUGUUAAGAUCUAAGCAAUGUCAAGCAACAUAUGCUAGGCUUUUGUAACGCUGUGCUUGAGAACAUUUCCCUGAGUGGGCCGGGGCCUCAAAAGACCCUGUUUUUCAGCAAAUUCAGCAGGAGAGAUAAGUGCAAUGUUUCACUCAGUUUUGUGUUUGACAUCUUCAUUUAAAGUGCUAAGAUGCAAUAUCAUUCACUUUGAAGUGGGGAAAAUGCAAAAUGUGUUUCCCUUUUAUCUGUGUGAUUCCUUAAGAAACAUGUUUUUAAAAUAUGUGUUCUAAAUGGUUUUUUAUUCUGUAUCACUGCUUUGGCCAUGUGGCUCUCAUGACUUUCAUUAUACCAGAUUCUCAGCUCCCUGAAAUGCGGGGAUGAGAAGCUCUGGAAUCACAGCAAAAUUUUUGUUCCAUAAGCGCAGUACUGCAUCAUCAACAUUUUUAAUGGAAUGGAUUUUGUACCGUCUGUGUAUGUUUGCAAAUAUUAAGUUAUUACAUGUUUUAAAAUGAGCGUUUUUCAUCCUAAAUUUUAUAUGUUUGCAAAUAUAUUUUUUUAAUAAAAUUUCAAAACCAAGUUUUAGCACCUA